AGAUCAUCUGUGAGCUGAGAGGAGCCAAGGCCUAAGCCAAACCAAACCAGAUUCUUCUUCUUCUUCUUCUUCUUCUUCUUCUUCUUCUCCCCUGAUUUCAUUCUUUUCCUCUGCCUUUCUCCCUUUCAUUGUCUGUCCGAUUCUGUUUUCGUCUGUUCCCUCUCGUGGAGGGCGAGAAGAUGUGAGUCUCUGUCUUGCAAGAGUCCUUUUCAACCAUAGAUACCCAUCCCAUCUACCCUCUCUCUCUCUCUCUCUCUAUAUAUAUAUAUAUAUAUCACACACACAUAUAUAAUAAUAUAUCUCUUGAGUGAGCGUGUACGAGACGGGGGAGGUUUGUAAAUUUUCUCUUUCCAUCAUCAAAAGACUGUACUGCACAAAAAACUUUUCUCAAAAGAACUCCGCUUUUAUUUCUCUGUCUGCCAUUGAAUUCCCCCAUAUAUAUCUGCCACUUUUCCCCCCAGCCUCUCUCUCUCUCUCUCUCUCUCUCUCUUUAAACUCUCCCUCUUUAUUUGCUUCCGAGAACGUCAAUGGCCACUGGUUGAUUCCUCUGUAGUAAUUUGUUAAUCCUCAUCUGGGAUCCCCGAUUCGCCCUAUUUUCUCACCUGGGUUCCCCUCGGACUCCGAAUCCCCAGAAACCCGUCGCCAGGCCUCGGACAAGCCGGAAUGGUCGGGCUUUUGUUCUCUUCGCCUGGAACUGUGCUUCUGUAGUCCGUGAAUCCUCGUCUGGGUUCUGCGAUUAGCUCCAUUUUCUCACCGGGGUUUCCCUCCGAUUCCGAGUCCCAGGAAAAAUGAUCAAACUCUUGGACCUGUACCACGUUCUCACGGCCGUCGUCCCGCUCUACGUGGCCAUGAUCCUGGCCUACGGCUCCGUGAAAUGGUGGAAAAUAUUUAGCCCCGACCAGUGCUCCGGCAUCAACCGCUUCGUCGCCCUCUUCGCCGUCCCUCUGCUCUCCUUCCACUUUAUCUCCUCCAACGAUCCCUACUCCAUGAACUUCAAGUUCAUAGCCGCCGACACUCUCCAGAAAGUCAUCGUCCUCACCGUGCUCGCUGUCUGGUCCAGAACUAGCUCCAGAGGCUCCCUCGGAUGGUCGAUAACUCUAUUCUCGCUCUCCACUCUGCCCAAUACGCUCGUCAUGGGGAUUCCUCUGUUGAAGGGCAUGUACGGCGACUUCUCCGGCAGCCUCAUGGUCCAAAUCGUCGUUCUCCAGUCCAUCAUCUGGUACACUUUGAUGCUCUUCUUGUUCGAGUACCGCGGCGCCCGCACUCUCAUCGCUGAGCAGUUCGCCGACACCGCUGGCUCCAUCAUCUCCUUCAGAGUCGACUCUGAUAUUAUCUCUUUGGACGGCAAAGAGCCUCUCGAAACCGAAGCUCAGGUUGGGGAAGACGGAAAGCUUCACGUGACGGUGAGAAAGUCGACCAGUUCGAGGUCAGAGGUUUUCUCUAGAAGGUCCCAUGGCGGGCCUAAUUCCGGCCUUUCAUUGACGCCGCGCCCGUCGAACUUGACGAACGCCGAGAUUUACUCUCUGCAAUCGUCGAGGAAUCCGACGCCGAGGGGCUCGAGCUUCAACCACACGGAUUUCUACUCCAUGGUGAACGGAAAGAACGCGAGCAAUGUGAGCCCGAGGCAAUCCAAUUUCGGCAACUUGGGGUUCGACGAGGAGGCUGGAAUAAAGGGCAAUGGUGUGUACGGACAGGGUAAUUCCGGGUACCCGGCGCCGGCGGGUGCCGGAAUCUUUUCUCCGGUGACGAAGAAGAGGGCCAACGGGGCGGCGGACGGCGGUGGCAAGGAUCUUCACAUGUUUGUUUGGAGCUCGAGCGCUUCGCCGGUGUCGGAGGGCGGGAUUCACGUUUUCAGAGGAGGAGAUUACGGGAAUGAGCUAGGCGGCGUGGCGCAAUCCAAAGAUUAUGACGAAUAUGGAAGAGAUGAGUUCAGCUUCGGGAAUAGGGCGGGCGCGAACGGGGCGGACCGGGAAGGGCCGGUGCUGUCGAAGCUCGGUUCGAGCUCGACGGCGGAGCUCCGGCCGAAGACAGCUCCUCAAGGGGAUCCCAAGCCGACUUCAAUGCCACCAGCCAGUGUCAUGACCAGACUCAUCCUGAUAAUGGUCUGGAGGAAGCUCAUUCGGAACCCCAACACUUACUCUAGCCUCUUUGGCCUUACCUGGUCUUUGGUCUCGUUCAAGUGGGGGAUCGAAAUGCCAGCAAUAAUAGCGAAAUCGAUAUCCAUCUUAUCUGAUGCCGGCCUUGGAAUGGCCAUGUUCAGCCUUGGUUUGUUCAUGGCGUUGCAGCCCCGAAUCAUCGCCUGCGGGAAGAGCAUGGCCGCCUUUUCUAUGGCGGUCAGAUUCCUCACCGGCCCAGCGGUGAUGGCUGCUUCUUCGAUCGCCGUUGGGCUGCGAGGCGUCCUGUUGCACGUUGCGAUCGUUCAGGCGGCUCUUCCGCAGGGAAUCGUCCCUUUUGUCUUCGCCAAGGAAUACAACGUUCAUCCCGACAUCCUCAGUACCGGGGUCAUAUUUGGGAUGCUAGUUGCACUUCCGGUCACUCUUAUUUACUACAUCUUGCUGGGGCUUUGAAGCUGCCUGCCCGGAGAUAUAUAGGUUAGGCUCGACGCAUCCGACCCGAUUGGAACUGGGUUGUCUUUUUGGCUUCUAACAGAAGAUAAAUUAGAGAGUUUCUCAGAGCUGCUUAGAAGAAGAGGAGGGGGAAUGGAAAUGGAAAUGGAUGGAAGACAAAAGGGUGGCUAGAGAGCGAGAGAAGCAGACUGGAAAAACAUUGCUAUGAAGAAGCAGAAGCAGAAGAAGAAAGUUUUUUUUCUUUCUUUCCUUUUAUUUAAUUUUAUGCUUUCUCAUGGGACAAUGUGCACUUUUGCUUUUUUCUUUCUUUAACGAAGAAAGUGAAGCUUGUUUGUAGCUGA
Molecule: messenger RNA, 2908 nt
Organism: Diospyros lotus (date-plum)
Lineage: Eukaryota; Viridiplantae; Streptophyta; Magnoliopsida; Ericales; Ebenaceae
Product: probable auxin efflux carrier component 1b
Exons: 7
Coding region: 789-2567 (592 amino acids)
Biological process (GO): auxin polar transport; auxin export across the plasma membrane
Cellular component (GO): plasma membrane; endoplasmic reticulum
Molecular function (GO): auxin efflux transmembrane transporter activity
Source: RefSeq, a predicted model, not a curated record